CACAGCAGCCAGGGAGGCGGCAGAGAGGCAGGAGACAGGCUGACAGCAGUGCCUUACAGGGAAAGCAAGGGAUACCAGCAGCAGAGUAACACAGGGCCAGCCGCCUGCCAGAUCUGCCUCUCCGGGAGCCAUCCUCAGCCACCCGCCCACACCGCAGCCACAGCCCGCACCGUCAGCCCUGCAAUAUGGGGAAGAAAAUGAAGAAAGGAUGCGACUGCAAACGGGUAUUAAAAGAAAACUGGCUGCUGAUCGCCACCGUGGUGUCUGUGGUUCUAGGUAUCGGCCUUGGACUUCUGGUUAGGGAAUAUGCCAAGCUUUCUAACCUGGAUAAGACAUAUUUUGCCUUCCCUGGAGACAUUCUAAUGAGAAUGCUGAAACUCAUAAUUUUGCCAUUAAUUGUGUCAAGCAUGAUCACAGGUGUUGCAGCAUUAGACUCUAGUGUAUCGGGAAAAAUCGGUCUACGGGCUGUUGUGUAUUACUUCUGUACAACUGUCAUAGCUGUUAUUUUAGGUAUUGUACUGGUGGUGAGCAUCAGACCCGGUGUGUCUCAAAACGCUGACGACAUUGACAGAACAGGUUCCACCCCUGAAGUUACUACAGUAGAUGCCCUGCUCGACCUGCUAAGAAAUAUGUUUCCAGAAAACAUUGUCCAGGCUUGCUUCCAACAGUACAAAACCAAGCGUGAAGAACUGAAACCUACAGAUCCUAAUAAGAACAGCACAACAGAUAAAAAUUCUACUUUCGAUUUAAUUUUGACAGCUGAAGAAACGAAUCAAACUAAAGAGUAUAAAAUAGUCGGCCUUUACAGUGAUGGAGUCAAUGUUCUGGGCCUUAUUGUGUUUUGCCUCGUCUUUGGAAUUGUCAUUGGGAAGAUGGGAGAAAGGGGGAAAGUUCUGGUGGAUUUUUUUAAUGCCCUGAAUGAUGCGACAAUGCAAAUGAUCCAGAUCAUUAUGUGGUACAUGCCCAUUGGUAUUUUAUUUUUGAUUGCAGGAAAGAUAAUUGAAGUUAAUGACUGGGAAAUCUUCCGCAAGCUCGGCCUUUAUAUGGCAACUGUGCUCAGUGGGCUUGCAAUCCAUUCCGUUUUAAUCUUGCCGCUCAUUUACUUUAUAAUCGUGAGGAAAAACCCUUUCCGCUUUGCUAUGGGCAUGGCUCAAGCCCUUCUAACAGCUCUCAUGAUAUCCUCCAGUUCGGCAACAUUACCGGUAACAUUCCGUUGUGCUGAAGAAAAAAAUCAUGUUGAUAAGAGAAUCACAAGGUUCGUCCUACCAGUGGGAGCCACAAUCAAUAUGGAUGGGACAGCACUGUAUGAGGCUGUGGCAGCUGUUUUUAUCGCACAGCUUAACAACAUGAAUCUAGAUGUUGGACAAAUUGUCACUAUAAGUGUUACAGCAACAGCAGCCAGUAUUGGAGCGGCCGGAGUACCACAGGCAGGUUUGGUUACCAUGGUUAUCGUUCUCAGUGCUGUGGGGCUUCCAGCUGAUGACGUCACACUUAUCAUAGCUGUUGACUGGCUCCUGGACCGAUUCAGAACCAUGGUAAAUGUACUUGGAGAUGCCUUUGGUACAGGAAUAGUGGAGAAACUAUCCAAAAAAGAACUGGAGCAAAUGGACAUGUCAUCCGAUGUAAACAUUGCAAAUCCAUUUGCCAUUGAGCCCUUAGAGAACGAAGACGAUGGUGAAAUUAAAAAAUCCUACGUGAAUGGAGGUUUUGCUAUAGAUAAGUCAGAUACCAUAUCCUUCACCCAGACAUCCCAAUUCUGAAUGGAUUAGGAUGAUCGGGCAUACUGGAGACUCUAAAGAACAUAGAAUGUGAAAAAAAUUGCACCACAACACAGCUAUAUGAAGAUAUAUGGCAUCUAACGCACCAAUGCCAGAUCUUUUCUUCAAUCUUUGGAUUCAAAGCUGUUGCUCCAAUGCGAGCAAGAUGAAUUAAAUUUACCGUUGUAAAAUACGUAAGCUUUUUCCUAACGCUGUGGUAUCUUGCCACCAAUCAGAAUGUCUAUUCAGAAUUCGCAUGCUCUUUACCUGGAGUUAAUAUCAACGACCAGUUAACUGAAUCCUUUGUAUUCGUUUUUUCUCAAGCACAGAAGAGCAUUUUACAUUUUACAUGUUUCUCCCUAUUUUUCUCAAUUCUGUUAUUUAAAAAAAAAAAAAAAAUCAACAAAAAAACAAACCAGACAGCUGUUUUGUAUAUCAUGUUUUUUCAAAUAGCAGCAUUAAAGUGCUCUGUUUAUAUUGUGCCAAGCAUUUCCUAGAUUAUGUUAUUUAAUGUUUGAGAGAAUGAAAAGGCAUUCAGUACAGCAGUAUGUCUUCCAGGCUUUCUCUGUAUAGGAAUACAAGAUAACAAGCUUUCCUAUGUGCAGAGAAUGUAUAAUAAGUUGCCAUUUAAUGUGAGAACAUAUUCUCAUAGCACGUCUGCAUUGAGAUUCAAGUCAUGCACUGCAUGCCAUUCUGGUCGUUAAACGGUAAUGAUGACUUAUCACUGCUCAUACUGUGUAAGCAAGGGAUCAUCUCAAUAGUCUUGAUCACUGUAUCGUGCCAGUUACUAUAUCUCUGGGUAGUUAGUUAAACCGUUAUUAAGGAACCAGACCUAAAUCUUUAACAAGUUGCAGUGUUCCUCCGGCUUAUCGCUAUGGAUGCCAGGGUUUCCCCCUAGUUUUUGGUUCAAAAGGGAAUUGAUUGGCUGACAAUAUACAUGCAUCUACACCGCAUGUUAAGAUAUGUAAUAAAUAAAAUGGUAUAGCUUAGUUCAACAAAUAAAAUGUGAUCUACAGCUGCUCGUCAGACUGUCUUCAAAUGGUACAUAAUCACAUAACAUGCUACAUAUAAGGAAUAUAGUCAUAUAUUAUUUAAUUUUAAUUUGAUGUUGUGACUACUUGAAAUGAACAUGGCUGACAGUGCAGAAGGAAAUAGCUGGUCUAUGUCUGUCCUUCAGUGCUUGGUUUUUUUUAAUGAAUAAUGCACAUUUCAUGUAUUCCCUUCCGAUACUAUGGAGUAGAGACUAUUCCAGGCUUCUGGGUGUCAAUUAAUAAAAGAAAAUAGAAGCAAAACCACUAUUUCAUAUGCACAUACCCUGUGUAAAAAAAUGAAGAAUAAAAAGUGUGUAAAUAU
Molecule: messenger RNA, 3110 nt
Organism: Pelobates fuscus (common spadefoot toad)
Lineage: Eukaryota; Metazoa; Chordata; Amphibia; Anura; Pelobatidae
Gene: SLC1A1
Product: solute carrier family 1 member 1
Exons: 13
Coding region: 186-1760 (524 amino acids)
Biological process (GO): L-glutamate transmembrane transport
Cellular component (GO): plasma membrane
Molecular function (GO): L-cysteine transmembrane transporter activity; glutamate:sodium symporter activity; L-glutamate transmembrane transporter activity
Source: RefSeq, a predicted model, not a curated record